Molecule: messenger RNA, 1764 nt
Organism: Ilex paraguariensis (yerba mate)
Lineage: Eukaryota; Viridiplantae; Streptophyta; Magnoliopsida; Aquifoliales; Aquifoliaceae
Source: the annotation of a GenBank genome assembly
AUGCAGACGGAGAGCUCCAAACGUCAAUCCUUCUUCCAAGACACCAGAUCAAGAGAACUAAAUGGAUUCAGAGUGAGGAAACGACCAUAUAUUGCCGGUGAUUCCUCGGAAUUCAAUCAAAUUGGAGCUGUCUCAAUUGAACACACCGGCGACCACUCACCUCCAAUGGCUCUCUCUUUCUGUAAGACAAGCAAAAGUUCCCACGUAAUUGCGGUGACUGAUGAGGAUGGUUAUGUAAGCUUAUACAAUACUCGUUCAAAGUUUCCAUCUUCCUCAACUUAUCAGCAAAAUGCAGAAAAAGCUAGGAUAUGUGAAUGGAUUGCUCACGAUAAUGCCAUAUUCGACAUAUGUUGGAUCAAGGAAGACACCAACAUUUUAACAGCUUCAGGUGAUCAAAGUAUAAAAGUAUGGGAUCCGCAGGAAAAGAAAUGUGUCGGGGAGUUGAUGGGGCACACAGGAAGUGUGAAAUCUCUCUGUUCUCAUCCAACUAAUCAUGAUCUCGUUGUGUCUGGUUCAAGAGAUGGGUCCUUUGCUCUAUGGGACUUGAGAUGCUCUAGAAAGGGCCAUGUAAAGUUUUACGCAGCGCCAAUUGCUGCGGUCCAAGGGGCUCACAUUUCACCACAUGGAAAGCGAGUCAGGCGUGUCAAGGCAGCUUCCAAGAGUAUUACAUCAGUUCUUUAUCUGAAAGACGAGGUCUCCAUUGCUACAGCUGGAGCAGUUGACAGUGUUGUAAAGUUCUGGGAUACAAGGAACCUAAAAAGCCCAGUUAUUCAGGCAUGCCCACUUCCUGAUACGUCCUCUUGGAAGGGAAGAAGAUUACAUGGCAUAUCUAGCUUGUCUCAGGAUUCAAAUGGAGUGUUUAUUUCGGCUUCAUGCAUGGACAAUAGGAUAUAUCUAUACAAUGUUCUUCAGCUUGAGAAAGGGCCUCUCAAAUCUUUCUCUGGAUGCCAAAUUGAAUCAUUUUUCGUAAAGUCGGCUAUGAGCCCUGAUGCAGCUCAUAUUCUAAGUGGUUCUAGUGAUGGAAAAGCAUAUCUAUGGCAGGUGGACAAACCCGAAGCAGAUCCGAUUGUACUGAAAAGUCACGAUGGAGAAGUUACAGCAGUAGAUUGGUGCCCAUGUGAGAUAGGGAAAAUAGCAACUUGUUCAGAUGAUUUUACGGUUCGUUUUUGGAACAUCCACAGCAGUUGUUAUGCAAACACAAGAUCUCCAUCUUCCAUUCAGAAAAGGAGAGUAAUGGCACUUCCAAGUAGGGAGUGUAGAAAGCUAUUGGUGGACGAAGAACUAACCGGUCUCAGGAAAGAUUCAGAAGAAUGUGCUUCAGAUGAUGUAUUAUGCCAAAGAGAUUCACCCAACACAACAACAAUGCCUGAAAUCAGUACUCCUAAAUCCCAGAAGAAAACAUUUGCAUCAGGUUUUGAAGUGGAACAAGCCUUUGAGAAAACUCCUGAAGCUGAACUAAACAGCCCUUCUUCUGUUCUUAACCCUCCUUCAUCUUUGAAAAGAAGAACAAUUCGAGAUUACUUUUUGAUGGCUUCAUAAGAUCUAAUGACUUCUUUCCAAGUUUUGCUUAACGGAGAUUUGUAUUUAAGAGAAUCCACCAACCUGAUGAGUUAGAGGAGAUUGUGGACAAGCCAUUUUUCAGAUGCACAUCAAUUACAACGUAAACUAACCGUGGGCUCUGUAAUUUUGCAGGUUUGUAUUUUACAUGUAAAGAAGAUAGAGACAGUAUCUUUACUGAACUAUAUUAUCUACUGUUAAUUCUUU